This is a messenger RNA of Umbelopsis ramanniana AG, 428 nucleotides long. RefSeq lists its product as uncharacterized. Bases 10 to 342 code for a protein of 110 amino acids. Lineage: Eukaryota; Fungi; Mucoromycota; Umbelopsidomycetes; Umbelopsidales; Umbelopsidaceae. The transcript has a single exon. The record is from RefSeq and is a predicted model, not a curated record.
AAAGAAAUAAUGACUGACUUGCAAAUAUUAAACUUACUUGCAGCACGACUUCGACACACAAGAUCGUUGUCCAGUAUCAACCGGCUAAAGGAGUUGCUGGGUGUACGCAUUCAACCCGAUGUGCCCGUGCAGCCCAAAAAAUCCGUCCAAUUCGAUGAACAUGUGUAUAUUCUACCAACCUAUAGCGUGGCACAAUAUAAUCGAACGAGUGAUCGCACCAACACAUGUUAUUGUCUCAAUGCUGAGACGGCGUGUUUGAUUCGUGAUGAGCUAAACCGCUACAAGUUAUAUGAGAUGGAGAUUCAUGCCAAAAGCAAAUACAUGACCCACUUCAUUCCAUAAAUCAAAAUCACUUCCAUACCCCUACCAAUAACACAUGUAAAAGUUUUUAACACUUGAUAAUCAUAAUUUACAUAAUAAAGGACCAU